Messenger RNA from Oikopleura dioica, 672 nucleotides. The record is from the annotation of a GenBank genome assembly. Lineage: Eukaryota; Metazoa; Chordata; Appendicularia; Copelata; Oikopleuridae.
AUGCGGCCGGGCUCUUAUAGAUUUUGUUACUGCGACACCGAUUCUCUCAUGUUGGCACUUGAUAGUAAAAAAUUGGACGACUGUGUUGCUGAAAAAUACAAAUCCGAAUGGAUAAGCAAGAUCAAGCCCGCCUGGUUUGCAAAAACAGAGUGCCCCAUCUCCGAGAAAACGCCCGGCCUGCUUAAAGUUGAAGGAUCCCUUUCGGCUGGUUGGUACUUGGCAUGCACGCCAAAAUGCUAUCUAAUGGCAAAAACGACGCACCUCGACGAAAUGGAAAGAAAAAUUCUUCGCUUUGCCAAGAAAUACUCUAAUGGUGUUUACUCGGAACAGCGCGAUUCUGAUGCCAAAGAAAUCCUCGCAGAUAUGACGCUUCUUGAGCGCAGCCAAGGCUCAAAAACUCCUUACAAUAUUGUCAAAAAAUCAUCCAAGGGAUGCAAUCUCGACAUAAAGCUCAGUCUUUAUGCAUACAUGUGGAGUGUUUUUGGCUGUGAUAUGAGAAAUCGUCUCGAAAAGCCCAUCACUUCCUUCCAAAUGGAUAGAAAGCGCAAUCGAAUGAAGACCACCACAAUGCAAAAGAGAAUAAUGAACCCUCUGCUCAAGAAGCGACACGUUUGCGACGAUCGUAUAAGCACUCUUCCCCUUUUCAAUUCUGUUACAAAUCAAUUUUUGUAA